AUGGACUCAGAAUUUGAUACCUCGGGGCAGUUUGUUGCCUCUCUCUACAAGCCGGUCGAACUUCUUCCAAUAUCGCGGCACAGGCAGAGCCUACUGUAUGCCAUUGAAAAAUACCCUGUUGUCAUCCUGGUUGGCGAGACAGGGAGCGGGAAAACGACACAGCUCCCUCAGUUUCUUGAGCAGGCUGGAUGGUGUAAUGAUGGGAAGCAGAUUGCCAUUACACAACCCAGGCGGGUGGCGGUGACGUCCGUUGCGGCUCGCGUUGCAGCAGAGACGAGAUGCGAGCUUGGUCAAGAGGUUGGCUACUCUAUCAGAUUUGAAGAUGUCACUUCAGCCGCCACGCGAAUCAAGUUCGUGACGGACGGUUUACUGUUGCGGGAGGCUCUAGUAGACCCUCUGCUCUCCCGUUACUCUGUCAUCAUGGUUGACGAGGCGCAUGAAAGGUCUGUUAGCACUGAUGUACUGCUGGGUGUGCUCAAGAAAAUCAGGAAACGAAGACCGGAGCUACGGAUUAUAGUGAGCAGUGCCACCCUCAAGGCUGAGGACUACAUGAACUUUUUUGUAGGAGGUGAUCAAGCUGGCAAUGAUACCGCUGAGGACAACAGUUUUGCUAAGAUCAUUACGCUGGGAGGUAAAAUGUAUCCUGUCGACUGUCUGUACUUGGAAACCCCUACAGAAGAUUACAUCGAACGCGCCAUUAAAACUGUUUUUGAUAUUCACGCCAAUGAGCCGGAUGGGGACAUUCUCCUCUUUCUCACGGGGCGUGAGGAGAUUAAUACAGCAACCCAGAAAAUUUCAGAGCAGGCCGCAUUGCUAAGUGAAAAAGCACCGGCGCUUCUACCAGUGCCUCUUUAUGCCGGCCUGACCGCUGAGCAGCAGCUAUAUGCCUUUGAGCCUGCUCCCGAAGACACGCGCAAAGUGAUUGUCUCUACCAACGUGGCCGAGGCGUCAGUCACUAUUGAAGGAAUAGUCUACGUUGUCGACUGUGGUUUUUCAAAACUUCGGGCCUACGAUCCAUCCACGGGUAUUGAAAAGUUGACAACAGUUCCCAUCUCAAAGGCAUCGGCGACUCAGCGGGCAGGCCGUGCAGGAAGAACUAAGCCGGGGAAAUGCUUCCGACUAUACACUGAGCAAUCGUUUCUCUCAUUAUGCGAAGAGACGUCUCCAGAAAUCCAACGUUCAAAUCUUAGCCCAAUCAUAUUACAACUCAAGUCUCUAGGUAUAGACAACGUUGUACGAUUUGAUUACAUAUCGUCACCGCCAUCAGAGCUUUUUGUACGAGCAUUUCAGCUGCUUUCUUCCCUUGGUGCUAUAGAUGAGUACGCAAAACUCACCAAACCGCUUGGAGUUCAAAUGGCAGAAUUACCGGUCAAUCCUAUGAUGGCAAAAGUGUUGUUAAGCUCGACGAAGUUUGGCUGUCUAGAUGAGGUUCUAUCUAUUGCUGCAAUGACAACACUUCAGGAAACGAUCUGGUUCAACCAAGAUGAAAAACGUGGAGUAUCACCGGCUAUACGACAGUUCGCCGUCGAAGAAGGGGACCACUUGACAUAUCUAAACAUCUACCGAGCCUUUGUUACCAAGGGAAAGAAGGACCCAAAAUGGUGCAGAGAUCACUCUCUUAUCCACAAAUCUAUGAUGAAAGCUGUCAGUGUUCGUGUCCAACUUGAGAACCACCUCAAGCGCUUUGGAAUCGACAUGACUAAAAGGCAGAAUGGCACUGCUACCGUCACAACCGAGCAAAUCCAGCGGUGUCUCACAACAGGAUUCUUUGGGCAUGCUGCUAGGAUGCAACCUGAUGGAAGUUUUAAAAGCAUCACUGGCAAUAUCACCCUGCACGCUCACCCAAGCUCGCUUAUGUUUAAUCGAAAAGCAGAAUGGGUAAUUUUCAACGAAAUCCUGCAAACUGGCACUAAAACUUUUAUCAAGGAUAUUACCAAGAUAGAAAAAUCCUGGCUGCUUGAAUAUGCACCCGAAUAUUAUCGAAUCAAGAAGUAG
This is a messenger RNA of Microsporum canis CBS 113480, 1995 nucleotides long. Its product is annotated as pre-mRNA-splicing factor ATP-dependent RNA helicase prp22. Gene Ontology annotation, molecular function: ATP binding; RNA binding. The record is from RefSeq and is a predicted model, not a curated record. The transcript is spliced from 3 exons. Gene Ontology annotation, cellular component: intracellular anatomical structure; catalytic step 2 spliceosome. Lineage: Eukaryota; Fungi; Ascomycota; Eurotiomycetes; Onygenales; Arthrodermataceae. The coding region runs from base 1 to 1995 and encodes 664 amino acids.